AUGUGCAAAGCAACCACCUACCUGUACAGUUGCGGCGGAGCCUUCCAUACGAUUUCCACUUGCGACAAGAAAUGCUACGCCGGCGACAGCCCUUCCUCUCCCCACGGCCAAUCGCGUCGCUCUCCAAGAGGAAGUAUGGAAGACCACCCCGACCACAACAACACAACUUCACCCCCGACCUCCACGAGCAGCACCGCGACUGAAGCGGCGCCACCGACCAGGACAACGACAUCCACAUCCACAUCCAGCGCCGGUGCCCGUACCCGCACCACCGGCUUCCAUUCUAUCAACAACAACAACAACCAGCACGGCCAUGCCACCACCACCGACUCCCCCACCACCAAAACCUUCACCCCCUUCGCCACGCCCGUCAACCCUCACCCCCGCCCCCUCCACAUCUACACGCUCCCCGACUCCCUCGCCCCCUCCAAGACCGUCUCCCCCACCCACGCCACCCGCGUCCUCCGCGCCGGCCUCCACCACCGCCGUUAUCCGCCCCCACCUCAAGCCGCGCGCCGCGGUCCGUCGGCGCUGCGCAAAUGGUUCGUGUCGAAUGUCUUCACGUCGUGGUUGUUCCGGCGCAGCAAGGGCGGCGGUGGUGGUGCUGCCGGAGGACGCGUGCUGAAGGGGGACGCGGAGGGCGAGGGCGAGGUUCGGGUGGUGUGGCAGGAUGCGGUCGAGGUGCGGCGGCGGGGCGUGGAGAGGGUGGCGGUCGAGGUGCGGGGCGAGUGUCGGGUUUGCGUGGAGAGGGAGGCGAGGGACACGGCGUGGGCGGCGAUGGCGGAGUUUAGGGGCGAGGAUUAG
Diplodia corticola is the source of this 804-nucleotide messenger RNA. RefSeq lists its product as uncharacterized. Lineage: Eukaryota; Fungi; Ascomycota; Dothideomycetes; Botryosphaeriales; Botryosphaeriaceae. The record is from RefSeq and is a predicted model, not a curated record. Bases 1 to 804 code for a protein of 267 amino acids. The transcript has a single exon.